AUGAAUCAAGAAAAGAAACCGACUAUCCAUAUCAGUGUCAUGUUUCCAGAUUUGACAAAGAUGAAGCAAAUUAGGAAGGAAUUACCCAACAAGUCCGUGAAGAGCUUUGUUCGUAAAUACGGAAAAAUCCUUGACUUACUUAGUGAGAAUGUGAAAAUAGAUGCUAUUACUGCCCUUAUCAAGUUUUAUGAUGUGCCAUUGAGAUGUUUUACUUUUCAAAACUUUCAACUAGCGCCUACAUUGGAAGAAUUUGAUAGGAUUUUGGGAUUCUCCAAAAUCAAAGAGGAUGUCUAUGUGGGAAUUGGUCAAACUACUAAGGUUGAGGAUUUAGCUAAGGCAUUGGGAAUAUCGUAUACUGAUUUUGUGCCUAAUUAUAAAGCAAAGGGAAAAGUUCAAGGAGUAAAAGGACAAUAUUUGGAAGAUAUGGCUCUCGCCUUUGCAAAAGAAAAAGAAUGGGAGGCUUGUGAGGAUUGCUUGGCAUUGUUGAUUUUUGGAUUGGUUCUGUUUCCAAAUGAUGCUGAUUAUGUUGACCCCACCGCCAUCAACGUAUUUUGGGCUGUAAAAGUGUUGAACGUAGAUCCUACUCCAACUUUGCUGGCUGACGUGUAUUAUGCCAUCAAUGCACGUUAUGAAAAGGGGAGAGAUGCACUACGUUGUUGCAUUCCUUUGUUAUUUUCAUGGUUCAUGUCUCAUCUUUAUAAGGAUGAUUAUUUGAUUCCGAACUUGGAUAAACAUGGAUGGGCUCAAAAGUUGAGGGCUCUUAAUGCUGACUUUAUACUGUGGUAUGCUAGAAGGUUGGAUAUCAGAAAAAUUGCUUAUAAAUGUGGAACAUUUCCUAAUAUACCGUUGAUUGGAACAAGGGGUGUAUCAACUAUAACCCCUCUUUGGCUUUACGUCAACUUGGGCAUCCUUUAA
Molecule: messenger RNA, 915 nt
Organism: Vicia villosa (hairy vetch)
Lineage: Eukaryota; Viridiplantae; Streptophyta; Magnoliopsida; Fabales; Fabaceae
Exons: 1
Coding region: 1-915 (304 amino acids)
Source: RefSeq, a predicted model, not a curated record